GCGCUGAAGGUAUGGGAGCCGAGGAGGAAGAAGUCAUCGUCGCUCUUUCUGGAGGAGCCCCAUGGGGUUUCCGGCUGCAAGGGGGCUCAGAGCAGAAGAGACCCCUUCAGGUGUCCAAGAUCCGCAAGCGGAGCAAAGCUUGCCGUGGGGGCCUCUGGGAGAACGAUGAGCUGGUGUCUAUCAAUGGAAAGCCCUGUGCCAGCCUCUCCCAUGCCAGUGCCAUGCAAAUCAUCGACUCUUCCAACGGCAUCCUCAACAUUGUGGUCAAAAGGGCAACCAGCGGAGACUCUGCCAGCACGAGGCUGCUGCGUUCCCCUUCCCCCAAGCAGGUGCGAGCGGCCUCCCCUCUUGGCCAGGUUGCUCAGGCCCUCAGCCCUGAGCCACCCACUGCCCCUGUUGCCCCACAGCCCGAGCCACAGUCCCGCCGGCAGCAGCAGCAGCUGGAGACUCUCACCUCCCCCCCAGAUAGCGAAGCCUACUACGCGGAGACAGACAGUGAUGCUGACAACGUGGCCCAGGAGAAGCAGCGGAGGGCCCGCAAGAAGAGUCCCCGUUCCCCGCCGGGGGUCCCAAACAACAAAGUGGGCGAGCCGCAGGAGGAAGUCUCCCUUUCGGAGCUGAGCAGUUACAACAGCAUUCUGGAGGCCGCGGUUCAAACGCAAGAUGGAGGAGAUGGCCCCACCGGAGUGGCCAAGAGGGAGAUUGUGUGUCAGCCAUGCAGCCGCACAGACACCCCUUUCUCUGAGAGUGAGGCCUUGCUGGAGCUCCCCCCACAUGGAGACAGAGAGCCUUCCCCCGAGGCCUUGCUCCUGCCCCAUGCCACCAAGACCAUCCGCUCUGAGAGGCACCUCAUCCCCAUGAUAGGGCCUGUUGAGCAUCCGGUGGAUGAAGACCUGACCACCACUUAUGCCGAGAAAGCCAAGCAAGCCAAGCUUCAUCGCAGUGAGAGCAUGCAGGAGAAGACGGUGAAAGAAGCCAAAACGAAGUGCCGCACCAUCGCCUCCCUGCUGACGGAUGCCCCGAACCCCCAUUCCAAGGGCGUCCUGAUGUUCAAGAAGCGCCGGCAGAGGGCCAAGAAGUACACCCUGGUCAGUUUUGGGAGCGUUGACGAAGACCGUUGCUAUGAUGAAGAGGAUGGCGUCUUCCCAACCAGUGAGUCUGAAUUUGAUGAGGAAGGCUUCUCUGAUGCCCGGAGCUUCACCAACCACUCUGACUGGGAUAAUACCUACCUAGAUAUUGAGAAGCCCAGGGAGCCGUCAGCGCAGGAGACCACGCAGCCUCAGCAGGGCCUCUGUGAAGCCUCGGGCAGGGGGGCUGAGUUAUUUGAGCAGCAGAGGCAGAAGGCCGGAAGACACACUUUGGAAAGCACCUCUGCCUGGAAGGCCGAGGAACGACUCCCAGCUCCCAGCGUGGGGAAGAGGGAAAGGCCUGUGCCCCAGAAGGCCGAAAAGUCCCCAGCGAAUGUCCAGCCGGAGGCUGUGCAAGUCUCCAGCCAGCUGCCCUCCCCCAGCCCUGCUCUGCUCCAGUCUCCCCCCGCCCUCUUUGGGGAAGGAGGAGGAGGCCCAAGUCCCACUGGCCUCUUCAACAGGUCUGCCCGGCCGUUUGCGCCUGGGGCCUCGGGGCAGCAGCCUGUGACUUCUUCUGUGGUGUUCAGACCAUCUGUGCCGAGGAGAAACCAGGAGGGCCCCGGUGGACAGAGGGCAGCCGCGUCUCCUUUCUCGCCAGUCUCUCCAGGGACCAGCCCAGCCAGCACAUCGCUGUCUCUCUACAUCCCAACCACGCCAGCAGCCACCCAUUCAGCAGAGGUGAAGCUGUCCCCCAACACGGCAAGAACCUCCACGGCUUCCAUCUACCUGUCCCAUCCCUCCAGGCCGGUGGGAGAGGCAGUUGCUCCCAGGCCCUCGCCACAAGCUCAGGGGACAACUUCCUCCUCUUUGUACAUCAGCCCCGCCCCACCGCAGCCGAGCCAGCGUGCAGCCCAGCCCCCCCCCACCACAGCCCCUGCCGCUGCUGAGCCGCUGGUCUCCAGGGAGCAGAGGAUCGCUGUGCCAGGGCCCCGAACGGGCAUCUUGCAGGAGGCCCGCCGGCGGAGCAGCAAGAAGCCCAUGUUCAAGCCAGCGGAGGAGAAGAAGAAGAAUUCUCCUAACCCAGAGCUGCUCUCUUUGGUGCAGAACCUGGACGAAAAGCCCAAAGGUGACCAGCACGGGGCAGGCUUUGAGUCAGGGCCGGAGGAAGACUUCCUCAGCCUCGGGGCAGAAGCCUGCAACUUCAUGCAGCCUUCUGCCCGCAAGCUCAAGAACCCGCCCCCCGUAGCCCCCAAGCCUCAGCCGCCUCUGGGGAACGGCAGGUCUCCCGCACACGACAUCUCCCGCCUUAAGGGGAAAGGGGCGGAGCUCUUUGCCAAGCGACAGAGCCGCAUGGACAAGUUUGUGGUGGAAGCAGCGCCGACCCCAGGCCCAAAGGCCCGGAGCCCGUCCCCGACUCCUUCCCUGCCUUCCUCCUGGAAGUACUCCCCAAACAUCCGGGCCCCGCCCCCCAUUGCGUACAACCCCCUGCACUCCCCAUUUUACCCCUUGGCCGCCAGCAAGUCCCAGGCCAGCAAAGCAGAGAGCAGAGUGAAAAAGGCCCCCAGCCAGAAACCGGGGAUCCAGGCCAUUGAUUUCCUGCGGCACCAGCCCUACCAGCUCAAGUCCGCCAUGUUCUGCUUUGGGGAGACUCCAGGCUCUGCUGGCCAGGCCCAGCAGCACGGUUUGUCUUUCACCCCAGCCAAACAAGUCCCUGUUAAAACAGCCAGGACCUACGAGAUCCGUCGCUUCUCCACCCCGGCCCCUGGGCCAACCUCAGGCAGCCUGGCCCUCACAGUGUUGGCCCCCCGGGCUGCUACCACCUUGGAUGAGCCCAUAUGGAGGGCAGAAAGGGCCUCCACUUCUGCCCCUGUCUCCCCUGGCCCCUCCCAGGCCCCUCCCGCCCAAUAUCAAAGCUCUCCGGAACUCAGGCAGGCAGGUCUGGCGGCCUCCCCAGGCCCAGCCUCCUUGCCUUCCGGUUUCCAGGUCGCACGGCCCAGGUUCUCUGCUGCCCAGACUGGCAUGCAGGCACACGUCUGGAGGCCAGGGUCUGGGCACAAAUGAGAGAA
This is a messenger RNA of Heteronotia binoei (common prickly gecko), 3133 nucleotides long. It is a transcript of the gene SYNPO2L, whose product is annotated as synaptopodin 2 like. Gene Ontology annotation, biological process: positive regulation of actin filament bundle assembly. Gene Ontology annotation, cellular component: nucleus; Z disc; actin cytoskeleton. Lineage: Eukaryota; Metazoa; Chordata; Lepidosauria; Squamata; Gekkonidae. Gene Ontology annotation, molecular function: actin binding. The record is from RefSeq and is a predicted model, not a curated record. The coding region runs from base 12 to 3128 and encodes 1038 amino acids. The transcript has 4 exons.